Messenger RNA from Striga asiatica, 486 nucleotides. The record is from the annotation of a GenBank genome assembly. Lineage: Eukaryota; Viridiplantae; Streptophyta; Magnoliopsida; Lamiales; Orobanchaceae.
CACUUUCCCAUAUCCAUUCAAUCCUUAACUCCUAUAGAUCAUAGAAGGCAAGCCACUCGAAUUCAUCUCUCCCUCACCGUAUCUACAGCAAGCAAGAGAGCUACCGAAGCGAUUCAGCUUAGCAUUAGUAACAGAAAUGGCACACGAAGCAGCUUCAGAGUUGCCCUAGUUGAAAGAUCCAUCAGCGGGUACGAGUUCGGUCCCUUGCUAGUGAUGGACAAGCCUCGCUCACCGUUGGCCCGCUUGAAAGAGCAUUCUUUGUUGAAUUCAUUCAAGCUGGAAGCUAUCGAUGCUCCUUUCUUUAUGAUGCCUAAUCCUAAAGCUAGUGGAAAUGAAAGCAAAGGCCCUUAUUUGGUACUUAAAAGCAAGAUGAUGGAUCUACUAGCUUCCGAAUCCCUUGUCCUCGGCGUGGUACUCUGGAUUGACUUAAAAGAACCGGCCCUUAGGAAUAUUUACGAUUGCCCGAUCCCUUUCGUCAUAAGGGGG